AUGGUCGGGCCUCGCGGGCCGGCGGACACGACACGGCACGAGGUCGGAGCGCGGCCGGCGGGAGCUUUACAACUCAUCAGUGAAUUAGAAAAAUAUAACUAUACAGAGACAGCAGUCGAGAUGUUGGCGCGGCCGCGGACUGUGUGUGUGUGUGUGUUGGAUGUGUGUGUGUGUGUGUGUGUUCGUGUCCCCCGGCCGGGCGUCACCCGCGGGCGGUCGCUCGCCGCUGCCGAUCGCUCUGUAACAUACAAUAUUCCGUAA
Danaus chrysippus (African queen) is the source of this 261-nucleotide messenger RNA. The record is from the annotation of a GenBank genome assembly. NCBI's taxonomy places the organism in Eukaryota, Metazoa, Arthropoda, Insecta, Lepidoptera, Nymphalidae.